UCCUGCAGGAGACCUGAGUCAGCUCCUGGGCCUGCUCUCCAGCCACCCUGAGGAGAGAGAGAACCACCCUGCUGAUGACUCCAAGGGAGGGGCCCUGGACAUGUGCUGCAGUGAGAGGCUGCCGGGUCUCCCCCAGCCGGUAGUGAUGGAGGCACUGGAUGAGGCUGAAGGGCAGGCGGACUCUCAGAGAGAGAUGCCACUGCCCCCAUCUCCUUCACCGCCCUCAGAGCCAGCUCAGAAGCCACCACCUCAAGGCGCCAGGAGCCACUCCCUCCCUGUCAGGAGCAGCCUGUGCCUCUUGGCUGCCUCUCAGUUUCUGCUUGCCUUCGGGGUGCUCUGGUUCAGCGGCUAUGGCCCCAGCUGGUCGCAGAAUGCCACAGACCUCGUCUCCUCCUUGCUUACACUCCCCAGACAGCUGGGACCCAUGGCCUGGCUGGGCGUGGGAUCCUGGGAAGUCUCCCAGCUGCUGCUGGUCUCUCUGACAGUAGUCCUCGUUACCAGCUUGGUGUGGCACCUCCUGCGGGCUUCCCCGGAGCCACCCACUCCGCUGCCCCCUGAGGACAGGCGCCAGUCGGUGAGCCGCCAGCCCUCCUUCACCUACUCAGAAUGGAUGGAGGAGAAGGUCGAGGAUGACUUCCUGGACCUGGACCCCGUCCCUGAGACUCCUGUGUUUGACUGCGUGAUGGACAUCAAGCCUGAGGCCGACCCCACCUCCCUGACCGUCAAAGCCAUGGGUCUGCAAGAGAGGAGGGGCUCCAAUGUCUCCCUGACCUUGGACAUGUGCACCCCUGGCUGCACCGAGGAGGGCUUCGGCUAUCUCAUGUCCCCGCGGGAAGAGUCGGCCCGCGAGUACCUGCUCAGCGCCUCCCGCGUCCUCCAGGCUGAGGAGCUUCACGAGAAGGCCCUGGACCCCUUCCUGCUGCAGGCAGAAUUCUUCGAAAUCCCCAUGAACUUUGUGGAUCCAAAAGAAUAUGACAUCCCUGGGCUGGUGCGGAAGAACCGAUACAAAACCAUCCUUCCCAACCCUCACAGCAGAGUGUGUCUGACAUCACCAGACCCUGACGACCCUCUGAGCUCCUACAUCAAUGCCAACUACAUCCGGGGCUAUGGUGGGGAAGAGAAGGUGUACAUCGCCACUCAGGGACCCAUCGUCAGCACAGUCGGCGACUUCUGGCGCAUGGUGUGGCAGGAGCGCACGCCCAUCAUUGUCAUGAUCACCAACAUCGAGGAGAUGAACGAGAAAUGCACCGAGUACUGGCCGGAGGAGCACGUGGUGUACGAUGACGUGGAGAUCACUGUGCAGAAAGUCAUCCACACUGAGGAUUACCGGCUGCGACUCAUCUCCCUCAGGAGCGGGACCGAAGAGCGAGGCCUGAAGCAUUACUGGUUCACAUCCUGGCCGGAUCAGAAGACCCCAGACCGGGCCCCCCCACUCCUGCAUCUGGUGCGGGAGGUGGAGGAGGCAGCGCAGCAGGAGGGGCCCCGCUGUGCCCCCAUCAUCGUCCACUGCAGUGCAGGGAUCGGGAGGACAGGCUGCUUCAUUGCCACCAGCAUCUGCUGCCAGCAGCUGCAGCAUGAGGGCAUCGUGGACAUCCUGAAGACAACGUGCCAGCUCCGCCAGGACAGGGGUGGCAUGAUCCAGACCUGCGAGCAGUAUCAGUUUGUGCACCAUGUUAUGAGCCUCUACGAGAAGCAGCUGUCCCGCCAGUCCCCGGAGUGACCGUGGUCCCACCACCAGGUCCUCUGGGGAACCCCCCAGCUGGGCCACCACACCCAGGAGUUGGGGCCACCAUUCCUGGCCCUGGCUCCAUCCCGGCCUGCACCCUGUCCCCACCCCACCUGCUUCCUUCUCUUCAGCCGGCUCCCUCCCUCCUCUGUCAGCCUAGGCCUGGCCUCUUCCCCCGCCCCCCAACAUAGCUCUUCCUACUGUAUAUAUUAGGGAGUGGGGCAGGGUGGGGGGAGGAUGGGCCAGGCCAGGCCUGGGGCCCCGGGGCCUGACCCACAUCACGCAGUCCUGAGGCCUCAGUUUUUAAUGAUGGUUCCGUUGCUACUUGAUCCAAACAUUUCUGUGCCGCACCCCAAGUGUCCUGCUGCAGCGUGUUCUGUCUGUCUGUCCACCCAUCUCUGCUGUCUGUACCGGACACUGUGUCUCCUCAGCCCAGGAAAGGGGUAAUGAACUCCAGCCCCUAAGUCCUCCAGGCAGAGGUGCUGGCCUCGGCCCUCACCCUGCUUCUCCCAGCAGGCAGAUGCAUUUCCCCCCAGUUAUCCAAGCCAGGGUGGGAGAUGGGCCUGAGCACCCAGGGUCAAGCAUGGGGAGCUCCUGAAGGGUUGGCAGAGAGAACUCAGCUGGGGGAGUGUUUCUGGGUGGGGGGUGGGAGAAGCAUGACUGGAGCAUCACAGCUGGGGUGGCCUGUGGGUACAGAGGCCCUCAGGAGGCAGGGGCCAGCCUGGGAGGCACUGGGGAGGAAGGGGGUAGAUGGGGCGAUGAAGCCAGAGGACCUGGGCCCUUGUGGGAGCGGGAGAGAGGGCCUCUGGGAGGGGUAGGGACUCGGCCCAGAUCUGUGUGAAACAUUUAUCCGUCACCGUGGGAAAAAAGUCCCGAAGUCCUGCUGCGUGUAGCUCUGCGUGUUCCUGUGUCCAUGCGUGUGUUGAAAGCCCACGAGCAGGGCGUGCAUGACUCUGGCAACAUGUGUAAUUUUGGAGCCACGUGUUUUUAUUGCUGACUUUAAAUAUUUACUCCACGGCAGACAGACAUUGGGUGUCUUUUUAUAAUUUGCUCGUGGUCAUUGAAUAGAGCAAUAAACAGAGCAUUUUGAGCAAAACUAAGCCUCCUGAGUCUGUGUGAUU
Molecule: messenger RNA, 2847 nt
Organism: Talpa occidentalis (Iberian mole)
Lineage: Eukaryota; Metazoa; Chordata; Mammalia; Eulipotyphla; Talpidae
Gene: PTPN5
Product: protein tyrosine phosphatase non-receptor type 5
Exons: 14
Coding region: 101-1720 (539 amino acids)
Biological process (GO): protein dephosphorylation
Molecular function (GO): protein tyrosine phosphatase activity
Source: RefSeq, a predicted model, not a curated record